Cryptomeria japonica (Japanese cedar) is the source of this 1479-nucleotide messenger RNA. RefSeq lists its product as uncharacterized. Gene Ontology annotation, molecular function: protein tyrosine kinase activity; ATP binding. The transcript is spliced from 5 exons. Gene Ontology annotation, biological process: protein phosphorylation. The record is from RefSeq and is a predicted model, not a curated record. NCBI's taxonomy places the organism in Eukaryota, Viridiplantae, Streptophyta, Pinopsida, Cupressales, Cupressaceae. The coding region runs from base 1 to 1479 and encodes 492 amino acids.
AUGGGAAGGUUGAACAAAAAAUUUUCUGGUAGACAUCCAGUACCCCCUGUUUCUCCUACCUAUAUUUUAUCUCCUGCCCUUGACUCUUCAUCCCAAUACACCUCACAGUCAUUGUUUCCAGAUUCUACUAACUAUGGCGAAGGAAGGGAAGUAACUUCCAUGCACUUCCCUCUUUCCCUCGAUUCUUCUUGCUCCCAGGUUGCAAAUUAUAACGUUGGCAUGCCAGGCAGCGGUUGUGACACAGUCUUCUGUUCGCAGACUCAUAGUAGUCAAUAUGGCUUCGCAAUAGAUAAUUCCCAUCGCACUGAUCAGCAAAUUGAUAUCUCCCCUACUGCUUGUGGUAGUGUCCAACACGAUGGGAGGCGUGGAGCUGACUUGGAUGGAGAGGCAUACUUGCAAGGAUUUUACUCUGAUUUUGGUGCGGAUUUAGACAAACUAAAGUCUACUUCAGGUUAUGCCUUUACAUUUGCAGGGGCAGCGAUCAGUUGGAGUUCUAAAUUGCAACAUACAGUUGCUCAAUCAUCUACAGAGGCUCGGUACAUAGCUCUCUCUAAGGGAGCCAACAGUUUGUUGGCCUUCACAUGGGAGGUUGUUAGGAGUGAAGUCCAACGGACUUCUUCUCAUCUUGCCCCCAAAUACUUGGCCUUUCAACUUCCCUCUCGAAGCUCUUUAAAAGAGCUGAUUGGAUAUCAUUUACAUGAUGGUUUUUUUGUCAAGCUACAGGCUGCUGUAGGAUGUGCCAACUUCACUCUAAACAUUUACUUACAAAUAGUUGCGAACAGCAACCCAGAAUUUCAAGCACAAGCUCGGGAGCAGAGCAUUCGGCUCUGUGUUCAAAGGAACUCUGCCAGACAACACGCUUGUGGCAGUAAAGAGGUUAGAGGGUUCUACACAAGCAGAAAAGCAAUUCCAUGCGGAAAUAAGCAUGUCAAUUUGGUGAGGCUCUUGGGAAUCAGUGUACAAGGCUCUCGAAGGCUUCUCGUGUAUACCUUCAUGCCUAAUGGCUCUCUAAACUGUUGCCUCUUCUGUAAAGAUGAAGAAGUAGAGAAGGUGUUGGAUUGGAAGACUCGGUUUGAGAUCGCACUGGGCAUUGCUCGAGGAUUACUUUAUCUCCAUGAGGAAUGCAUGGAUCGCAUCAUCCACUGCUAUACUAAGCCUGAAAACAUUCUGUUGGAUGGUGACUUCAGCCUAAAGGUGGCCGAUUUUGGCCUACAGAAACUGGUAGGCAGAGAUUACAACCGCAUGCAAGAGGAACUCAAGAGAGGAAACAUAAUUGGCAUUGUGGAUGCAAGGAUAGCGAAUAUGGCGGAUAUUGAGGAGGUAAGAAGAGCCGCUAUGUUAGGGAUGUUGUGCGUUCAAGACGAUGAAAAUACGAGGCCUCGGCAUGGGGAAAGUAGGGAAUAUAUUGAAAAGAACGAUGGAGGCUUAUGUGACACAAAUUCCGAGGUUUAUGCGGGUCUUACAAAAUCGGGUAGAUGA